AUGGAUGUGCGUGAAUUGGGAACCUAUGGCUUCGAUCACGUCAACUUCACGACCUCGCUUCGCUCACAAGGUUGUUUCGGCUUUGGUUCAGCAGCGCAGGCCAAGUUGAUCGCCAAGGACAGAAUGCGACCGCCGGUCUGUCGCGUGCUGGUGUGGUCCUCUUGGAUCAAGACCGCCUCUUGGCUCCCCAGUGUUCCGAUGAAUAGGAGCGAGGGCAGUCCUCGGACCAAAUCUCGAGUCAGAGAUGAAGGAGAUUUGGAGUGCUGGAGCACAUAUCUCUUGAGAGCGUGA
This is a messenger RNA of Coccidioides immitis RS, 291 nucleotides long. RefSeq lists its product as uncharacterized. The transcript has a single exon. Lineage: Eukaryota; Fungi; Ascomycota; Eurotiomycetes; Onygenales; Onygenaceae. Bases 1 to 291 code for a protein of 96 amino acids. The record is from RefSeq and is a predicted model, not a curated record.